CCCGCGCGGAUACAGUGUAGCCAGCGCCGGGCAGCGCCUUAAAGGGGCCGGCGCAGCCUGAGCCGAGGGGCGGCCUGAGCCCUGAGCCCUGCCCCAGCCAUGCGGGGCGCGGGAUGGAGCCGGCGGAGCUCGACGUGCUGGGGCUGCGGGAGCAGCUGUUCCACGAGCGGGUCCGAGAGUGCCUGAUCUGCACACUGCUCUUCGCCAGCCUCUACAUCCUGUGCCACUUCAUCAUAACCCGCUUCAAGAAACAUGCAGACUUCACCACAGUUGAGGAUGACGAGGAUGCUGCUGUCGACAGAAUUGCGCUGUCGAUGUGCACCUUCACGCUGGCUGUCUCGCUGGGAGCCGUCCUGCUGCUGCCCUUCUCCAUCGUCACCAACGAGGUGCUGCUGCUCUUCCCGCACAACUACUACAUCCAGUGGCUGAAUGGCUCCCUGAUCCACGGCCUCUGGAAUCUGGUCUUCCUCUUCUCCAACCUCUCCCUGGUCUUCCUCAUGCCCUUCGCAUAUUUCUUCACCGAGUCCGAGGGCUUCGCGGGAUCCAAGAAGGGCAUCCUGGCCCGAGUCUACGAGACUUUCGUGGUGCUGCUGCUGCUGACCCUGCUGGUGCUGGGGAUGGUCUGGGUGGCAUCAGCCAUUGUGGACGAGGAUGCGGGCAGCCGGGAAUCACUCUAUGACCUGUGGGAAUACUACCUCCCCUACCUCUACUCCUGCAUCUCGCUCUUUGGGGUGCUGUUGCUGCUGUUGUGCACGCCCAUCGGCCUCUCCCGCAUGUUCACCGUCACUGGGAAGCUGCUGGUCAAGCCCCGGCUGCUGGAGGAUCUGCACGAGCAGCUGAACUGCACAAGGUUCGAGGAAGCCGCCCUCUCCCGCAAGAUCUCUGCCGGUCCCACCUCCUGCUGGCUCAGCUUGAGUGCAGCUCUGCUCCGGGAGCAGUUCCUGGCCAUCCAGAGCCGGAGACUGGCGCUGGAGCUGCGGCGUGGUGCCUCGCCCUGGCAGCGGAAUCUGGGCUACCCCCUGGCCAUGCUGUGCCUCCUGGCGCUGACGGGCAUCUCUGUGCUCGUUGUCUGUUUCCACACGCUGGAGCUGCUGCUGGAUGAUGCUGCCAUGCCACGGGGGAUUCAGGAUGCGCCCCUGGGGCAAGUCUCCUUCUCCAUCUUUGGGUCCUUCGGUGCCGCUCUGCAGGUGGUUCUCAUCUUCUAUCUGAUGGUCUCCUCAGUCGUGGGCUUCUACAGCUCCCCCCUGUUUACGAGGCUGCUCCCUGCGAGGCAGGAUACCCCCAUGACCAAGAUCAUUGGGAACUGCGUGUCCUUGCUGGUGCUCAGCUCCGCGCUGCCCGUCUUCUCCAGGACACUGGGAAUCACGCGGUUUGACCUCCUGGGCGACUUUGGCAGGUUUAACUGGCUGGGGAAUUUCUACAUCGUUUUCCUCUACAACAUGCUCUUCGCUGCCCUCACCACCCUGUGCCUGGUGAAGAAGUUUACGUGGGCCGUGCGGGCCGAGCUCAUCCGAGCCUUUGGUUUGCACAAGCUGCCCCUGCCUGUGCCACGCACCCGCCAGCCCAGCAAGCUCUGCUAGGACGAGUCUGGCGCCAGUCAACGGCUGGGACAUGGGGGCUGCUGCGGCCCCUCUAGGCCAUGGGCGGGGGCCAGCCCCAGCCCUGACUCAAUGGAGUUAUUUGAGUCUCCUGCAUUCUGAGCCGAAGGACCGUGGACCCUGUGGAAGGGGUGGGGCCUGGAUGACUCCGCCUUGUCUGCUUCUGACCAAUGGCCUGCUGGCGAGAAGGGGCCAGGCUCCUCCUGUGGUGCUGAUGCUGCAUUGGGAUGGGGGACACUGAGGAGGGGUCUCCCCAGGUUGGGGAGACAAGAGAAUUUGUACCUGUGGGACUGCUGCUGAGCAGCCCCCCCCACCCCUGCUCGAGCCUCCG
This is a messenger RNA of Gopherus flavomarginatus (Mexican gopher tortoise), 1929 nucleotides long. RefSeq names its product limb development membrane protein 1 like (gene LMBR1L). The transcript is spliced from 17 exons. Gene Ontology annotation, biological process: signal transduction; receptor-mediated endocytosis. The record is from RefSeq and is a predicted model, not a curated record. Gene Ontology annotation, molecular function: transmembrane signaling receptor activity. The coding region runs from base 114 to 1580 and encodes 488 amino acids. NCBI's taxonomy places the organism in Eukaryota, Metazoa, Chordata, Testudines, Testudinidae.